AAGAAAACCUGUUUCUGAAAGAGUUUACAUUGUGGAAUUGAAUGAAUCAAUUACUUUGUUACAAGCACCCCCCUGUUUAUCAAUUCUCUUCCUGGAAUGUCGGAUAAAGAUAGACUAUAUGAAAUGUAUUAUGGGUGUUUAUUAAUUCUCUUCCUGGAAUGUCGGAUAAAGAUAGACUAUAUGAAAUGUAUUAUGGGUCGAUGUGUACGGUGUACUCUAGAAUGUGAAGGAUUGUUGUAUAUAGGAGCACAGUCUCCUGAUCACCUUCAGUUUAGAUUUAAACAAGGGGAAAAUAUUCAUCAAAAUGAAGAAAAGGGAUUCUGAGGGAGGACAUGCAGUGUCGGCCAUGUCCGUUUCGUCUAGUAACUCCCGCGGUUCCGAGCGCCGGAGACUAAGCCGGUUUUCACUCAGGCGACUAUUUUAUCCAGGGGUUAGAACGGGAAAAUCCAAAUCCAGGAUCAGUUUGGACUCAGACUCUGGUAAAUCAGAGAUGAGCUUAAGUCCGGCUUCAUCAGAACGAGAACCAGCACGUCCAGUUCACCUUGUGAACCAGACUGUUCCAGAGGUGGAGCAUCUGUCAUUAAAGAAAUCGGUUUCAGGAAUGAGAGAGUGUCCUCUUUGUUUAAUUGAACGACCUGUUGAGGACUUCCCAGAUAUCAUGACGUGUCAUCAUCGGUCUUGUAGCACUUGCCUGCAGACAUAUCUAAAAAUAGAAAUCACAGAGAGCAGAAUUAAUAUCUCCUGUCCGGAAUGUGCAGAGAAAUUUCAUCCAAAUGACAUCCGGAAUAUUCUCCAGAACCAGAGUCUAAUGGACAAGUAUGAAGACUUCAUGGUCCGGCGAGUUCUUGUUUCUGAUCCUGACGCACGCUGGUGUCCAGCCCCAGACUGUGGAUACGCUGUUAUCGCCACAGGGUGUGCAGGGUGCCCCAAAAUUAAGUGCGAACGUGCGGGAUGUGACACAUAUUUCUGUUACCACUGUAAACAACACUGGCAUCCGAACAAGACGUGCGACGCAGCAAGGGCAGAAAGAUCACCCAACAUGCGCUCAGCCUCUGUCGGUUAUGGCCCCGAUUCAGAGUUACAAAACAAGGACGACAUCAAGCCUUGUCCAAGGUGCGGGGCAUUCAUCAUGAAGAUGAACGAUGGCUCUUGUAAUCACAUGGCCUGCCCGGUGUGUGGUGCUGAGUUCUGCUGGCUGUGUAUGAAGGAAAUCUCGGACUUACAUUAUCUAAGUCCCUCUGGCUGUACAUUUUGGGGGAAGAAGCCGUGGAGCAGGAAGAAGAAGAUCUUAUGGCAGUUGGGGACCCUGGUUGGGGCUCCAGUUGGGAUCACUUUGAUUGCAGGAAUCGCUGUACCAGCUAUGAUCAUUGGCAUUCCGGUGUGGGUCGGGAGGAAGAUAUACUCCAAGUAUGAACUGGUGUACACAUCAAAACAUAAACGUAAUUUGGCUAUCACGGGGGGCGUGGCAGCCUCAAUCAUCGUGGCUCCGGUGGUGGCAGGGCUCACUGUGGCAAUAGGUGUUCCCAUCCUUCUGGCCUAUGUCUAUGGGGUUGUACCAAUCUCCCUCUGUAGAAGUGGAGGAUGUGGGGUCACGACCUCAGGGAAGGGUGGAGUCCGGUUUGAAUUCGAUGAAGAUAAUGACACUGCAGGGACCAAUGGACAACAUUUAGAUAAUCAAAGCGUGGGGACGGGUCAUAAUGUGGCCAAUCCCAGCAUUGGCCCAAGUAUCGGGGACGCUUCAUUAGGGAUGACCAGUAGUCUCAGUGCCAGCGGGAGCCACAUGGAGAGGAUAGGGAUCAUUCGGGACGAGGGUGACACCGCCAGCACAAGGGCUAUCGGGGGGCUCAGUCUCAACGGCAGUAUAUGUGAAGGGGCCUCUCUCAUUAGUGCUUUCCAAUCAAAACUUGAAGUUCAGGCGGAUGUUUCAUCAAAUCUACAGAAGAGGAACAGUUUCAGCAGUGGCUCGGCUAACUUCAGUAUUGGGGAGAAAUCAGGGACUGUGUCUAUAGGGGAUAAUGCCAGUACAAAGGCCCUAGCUGGAUCUAUAGCGGGGUACAGGGACAAAGACAACACCUCUAUUGGGACGUCUCCAUAUGAAGUGCAAGUCGAUGUGGAUCCUCCUCAGACUCCGAGUUCUGAGGACUACACUGAGAGAAACGUCCCCGAGAAGCCUCGCAAUCAGUCAGGUCAAAGUUCACCAGUGUCGGGGUGCAGUGUGCGUUUUACUUCCAUGGAUGAUCACAAGCAUAAGUGUCGACGUUGUAAGCGUUCAGUAGCCAGUGACCGUGGGUCAGAGCAGCAAAGUGUACACUUCUCAGAUCGUGUCAGUUUACAGAAUUUUCAAACAGAUGAAAUUGUUUCCCAGAGUUUGAACGAGAACUUGGAGGAGAUGGAUUUAAAUGAAGAGUCUGUGUUCGAGCCGGUUAAUAACCCUAUAUUUAAAGAAGUCAUUUGUGGUAAGACACCUGAGACUUUUAACGAUCACUCUUCUGCUUUUGAGAAAGCUCUAGCAGCAUCAUUACCGGAGGUAGAAAGUGAUAAACCGGUUCUGAAGGAGACGGAAACGGCACGCAAGGCAGUGUCAACCACUGCUCUGAUCACACAGCUAGACUUCAAAGGCAUGGAGAAUCAUCGCAAUCUGAGCAAAAGUAAAAGUCAUGAAGACUGUGCUAUGGCCAAACAAAAAAACAAAAGAGGAAGGGUCCGACAUCACAGCUGUGAAAUUGCCAUGGACUCGGGACGCAUCUCUCCCUCGUUGCUGGUCAAUCAGGAACGAUCAGUGCUGUGACAGUCUCUCUGUGUGUCAGUUUCUCACUUCAUCAGCACAACAUAACGCCAUUAAUGCUCGCUCAUCGUAUAACUGUUUAUAUUAAUAUAGUCAUAGGUUGUUUAUUUACAUACUUAAGAUAUUCUUGACUUAAUGCAAUGCAGUAACGUACUACAUUUUUCGUUUUGUUAAUCUAGUUAUUAUGUUACUUUAUUUAUAAUUUUUGCAAAUUACUAAAAAGUUGUGCCUUUUAAAAUACCCAGAGCAGAAAGAUCAUAAGCCUCAGCGUAUAAUAUUGAUAGUUUACUGGGAAUGAUGAACAAUACAUUAACAUUGAAAAAAAAAGAGAGGCUAUUUUGAAAUUGACAAGAUGAAUGUUUGUAAGGCAUAGACAGAAUGCUUCAGUGUAUUUGGUCAUUAGAGUUCAGUUUUCUGUAAUGAAACCAACAAGACUAGAAGAACAGAUUUGAUUUGUCAAAAUAGCAUGUUUCUGCACUGGGUGUUUUAAGGGUGUCGUGUUGGUGCUCGAUUUUCAUUAUUAUUUUUUUCUUUUUCUCAUUUGCUCAUUGCCAUAUUAAAACAAUGAGGAUAAGUCUUUGUGAUAGCUAUCAGAUCUAUGAUGUUGCAAGUUGUUUGGAAUUUAUUUUGUACAAAUUUGUUUUGUUUGGAUAAAUGUUGUUUUUAAUAUUGUGGUACGCUGUGUGUGUGUGUGUGUGGCAAAUCAAGUGGAAUUUUUUUACUCCCUUUUUUUAAUCUCUGUGAAAGCAUUUUUGAAAAUCCAGUGAUUUGGAUAUUAUUUUCUUAUCUAGACAAUGGAGUUGUUACAUGUACCCUGUCUAUAUUCAGAUGCUUCAAUUAAUGCACUUUUGUUAUGUGUCAAGGUGUUUUUAAAUUUACUCUUAAUUUAAGUAAUGCAGUUAGUGCCUUCAUAGAGAAAUAGACUUUCAACCACACUCAUAAUAAGCCUGUGUAACCUACAUGCAUACCAUAUAGUUAAAUUUAAUGAUAUAUUUAUUCGGUCCUGUGUGCUGAAUUCAUGCAAUUCCUUUUAUCUGAUAGCAAGAGAAAAGGUACAGAUAUAAAUACAUGUAUACUGUAGGGAACAGUCUCUUACUCCACAUCUUAUUCACACUAAAUCUUGUUCACGUUAAGUCUUCUCCACACGAAAUCUUGUUCAUGUUCAAUCUUGUUCACAUGAAAUCUUAUUCACACAAUGUUUAGUGUACCCAGAUAUUUCAAGACUUUCUUGCAAAAGAAAAAAAAAAUCCUUUGGAGAUGUAAAAAAAAAUUUAUGUAUGUCAAGUUUCAACUUCCUUAUUUUACUAAAACCACUAGUAAAUGAUACUUUUAUCAGUAAAUGGACCAUGUUAGCUUUAAUGAUAGUGCUUGCUUUAUCAUAUAAAAUAUGUCAGCAAGUAUUCAAUAUACGCUUAUCCAGCAGCACUCUCAUGACCAUAAGAACAAAUUCGGUGCACGUUAGAAUUUUGAGAAAGGCCGGUGAACCAGAGAGAAGGGAACAGUGUCUACUCCACUUUUCUGAGAUUUUCAGUGGUUGAAUGUAAAAAUCUUUUGCCUUAUUUACCAAGUGAUUUGUGGUGCUUCCGACAUCUAUACAAUGGAAAAUAUCAAUGAGUUUGUUAGAUAUUUGUGUUGGUUGUUUUAGUCCAAAAAAAAAAUCUUAAAUAAUUUCAUGACAGGGACUUCUACCACCAAAAGAUGGGCCAAAAUAUUUGACAGGAUUUUAGCUGACAGAAGGGUGUAGAUUUGUUAGUUCAGAAUUACAUGAUACUUUUCCUCUUUGUCACAAGUGUCAUCAGCUUUUGGUGAACAAUUUAUGAUAAACAUCAACUUUUGGUGAACUCAGCUGAUGUUGUUUUAUGUUUACGUUUGUUGUUACUGUUGUCGAAAAUCUCUUUUUAGUUCCAUGAUACAUUUUCCUCGAUUUUUCUGAUAGUAUGUACAUAAGUUGGAAGUUGUAUGGAAAUCAGAUAUUUAUUUUGGAUAUUUUCAGUGACGGACUCUGUCAAGGUGUGCAAUAUUUUGAUGACUAAGUCAUUCAUUUAGACAAGACAACUUGUGCUUCACAUUCCAACAUAAAGACCAAAACGAGCCCUGAGAACAUAACUGUAAACAAAGUGGGUGUGUCUUGUCUCUCUCUAUCACGCACGUGUUAUGAUAUAUAGAGCUUACUAUGUCAGCUAGUUAGUCAGUCGAUGCUAUUUCAUGUGUUUUGGAUAUUUGUCUUACUAAAUUAACCAGCUGUUGAAUUUCGAAGUAUAUAUGUGCAACAUGUCAAAGACAGAAAUGUUUGCAAUGUGAAUAUAUUAGAAAUUAAUAUUUUGAAAACUCAUGAACAAAAUACAGUCAAUUUAUGAUGUUUCUUGGAAAAUUGAAUGAGGUAUGAUUUCAAAAAAGAAAUAAAAUAUGAUGCACAUAAAACAUCA
Ostrea edulis (European flat oyster) is the source of this 5211-nucleotide messenger RNA. Its product is annotated as E3 ubiquitin-protein ligase RNF19B-like. Gene Ontology annotation, biological process: positive regulation of proteasomal ubiquitin-dependent protein catabolic process; protein polyubiquitination; ubiquitin-dependent protein catabolic process. Lineage: Eukaryota; Metazoa; Mollusca; Bivalvia; Ostreida; Ostreidae. The transcript has 10 exons. Gene Ontology annotation, molecular function: ubiquitin protein ligase activity; ubiquitin conjugating enzyme binding; zinc ion binding. Gene Ontology annotation, cellular component: cytoplasm; ubiquitin ligase complex. The record is from RefSeq and is a predicted model, not a curated record. Bases 305 to 2788 code for a protein of 827 amino acids.